Saccharomycopsis crataegensis is the source of this 693-nucleotide messenger RNA. It is a transcript of the gene ADK2, whose product is annotated as adenylate kinase ADK2. Lineage: Eukaryota; Fungi; Ascomycota; Saccharomycetes; Ascoideales; Saccharomycopsidaceae. The record is from RefSeq and is a predicted model, not a curated record. Gene Ontology annotation, cellular component: cytoplasm; mitochondrion. Bases 1 to 693 code for a protein of 230 amino acids. The transcript has a single exon. Gene Ontology annotation, molecular function: AMP kinase activity; ATP binding. Gene Ontology annotation, biological process: nucleobase-containing compound metabolic process.
AUGUCACUCGCUAGACCCCUUAGAGCUAUAAUAUUGGGUGCCCCGGGCUCCGGAAAAGGUACUGUGCUAUCAAAAUUGGCCAAACACUAUGAAAACAAAUUAACAACCGUUUCUUCCGGUGAUUUACUCCGAGAACGAAUCAACAAGGACCCAAACUCAGAACUUGCAGCUAUUGUAUCUAAAGGUCGUUUGGUAUCAAACGAACUCAUAAUUAAUACAAUUUUUGAUAGACUUGAUCACUUGAAAUUAUUUAAUGACCACCUGUCCUGGAUUUUGGAUGGAUUCCCAAGAAAUACUAUUCAGGCUAAAGAAUUAGAUGAAAGAUUACUUUACCAAAACCUUCCAUUGAAUAUGGUUAUUGAAUUGGACGUUCCUUUUGAAGUCAUUUUAAACAGAAUUGAAAGAAGAUUUAUUCAUCAACCAUCAGGGAGAAUCUACAAUUUGGAAUACAAUCCACCAAAGGUUCCAGGAAAAGACGAUAUCACUGGAGAGCCUUUAACUAAGAGACCUGACGAUAAUGUUGAAGUCUUCAGUCAAAGAUUAGAUUUAUAUAGUGAGCUACUUGUUAACCUAAGGAGCUACUACCAAACAAAGGGUUUAUUGCACACUAUUGAGGGAGAAACAUCAGAUAUUAUUUUCCCAAAAUUGUUGAAACUAAUCGAAGAAAAAUAUAACACUAUCUCAGUAGAGUAG